Ornithodoros turicata is the source of this 1078-nucleotide messenger RNA. Its product is annotated as very long chain fatty acid elongase AAEL008004-like. The coding region runs from base 48 to 986 and encodes 312 amino acids. The transcript has 2 exons. Gene Ontology annotation, molecular function: fatty acid elongase activity. The record is from RefSeq and is a predicted model, not a curated record. Lineage: Eukaryota; Metazoa; Arthropoda; Arachnida; Ixodida; Argasidae. Gene Ontology annotation, cellular component: endoplasmic reticulum membrane. Gene Ontology annotation, biological process: fatty acid elongation, monounsaturated fatty acid; sphingolipid biosynthetic process; fatty acid elongation, polyunsaturated fatty acid.
GCAAGAAAACGCGGACAUGUAGUGCAGAACAUUCAGUUCAAACAUCGAUGGCGCACAACGAAAGCUCACCCAGCAGCAUGCUGUCCACGUUCAACCCAAUUCAGCUUCUUGAAGAUCUCAGGAUGAAAGGAGACCCUCGAACACGAGAUUUCCCAAUCGCUGGAAAUCCCGCAGUCGUGUUCGCGCUCAUGAUGUCCUACCUGUACAUCGUCAAGUACGGACCGCGAUGGAUGAAGGACCGCAAGCCUUUCAACAUCACGAACCUCGUCAGGAUCUACAACUUACUCAUGGUGAUCUUGAACGCCAAGUUCUUGUGGCUCGCUCUGAACGUCACCUACUUUCCCGGAGGCAAAUACAGCCUCCUCUGCCAAGGAAUAUCCAAGGAUAUCGACCCGGAAGACUUCAAACUCUACCGGAGAGGGAGGUGGUACUUGCUCGUGAGAUACGCCGAUUACCUGGACACGGUCUUCUUCAUCAUGCGAAAGAAGUUCAACCAGAUAACGCAUCUUCACGUGAUUCAUCACAACCUGGUCGUUUUUAAUGGAUGGUUCUGGUUCUUGUACGCUCCAGAAGGACAACCAGCGUUGGGGUUGUGCAUGAACGCCUUCGUUCACGUCGUCAUGUACGCCUACUACUUCUUGUCCACCUUUGGCCCAGGGGUGAGGAAGUAUCUGUGGUGGAAGAAAUAUUUGACGAAAUUGCAGAUCGCGCAGUUCAUCAUCUUCAUCGUUCACAUGAGCAUCCCGCUCUUUAUUGACUGCGGGUUUCCCAGGCAUCUGGUUCCGUUCGCGAUAGGUCAAGUCGUGCUUGUAUUGGUGUUGUUUUUGAAUUUUUAUUAUCGUACUUACGGCGUACUAAGGAAGAACGCCGAAGAAAGCAAACAAAAGACACCUGACGGCGGCCAAAAUGCUGGCUCAAGCAUGGAUGAAAACGAAGAAAGCUCUUCGGCGUGUCGGAGACGCGCCAUCAAUACAAACGCUGCGUAAAACGCGCGUUCAAAACUGCGAGAAUAUGGAGACGUUGUGUAACUUCAGACAUUUUCCCUGUCUGCGACUUGGACAUGACCAAUAUACAGCAA